This is a messenger RNA of Lodderomyces margitis, 927 nucleotides long. It is a transcript of the gene BGL2, whose product is annotated as glucan 1,3-beta-glucosidase. NCBI's taxonomy places the organism in Eukaryota, Fungi, Ascomycota, Pichiomycetes, Serinales, Debaryomycetaceae. Gene Ontology annotation, biological process: cell wall organization; carbohydrate metabolic process. The record is from RefSeq and is a predicted model, not a curated record. Gene Ontology annotation, molecular function: 1,3-beta-glucanosyltransferase activity; glucan endo-1,3-beta-D-glucosidase activity. Bases 1 to 927 code for a protein of 308 amino acids. Gene Ontology annotation, cellular component: extracellular region; fungal-type cell wall; cell surface. The transcript has 2 exons.
AUGCAAUUCAACUUCUUAACAGCUUUAGCAGCAGGACUUGCUACUGCCAAUGCAAUUGGUGAUCUUGCAUUCAACUUGGGUGUCAAGGACAACUCCGGAAACUGUAAAACUGCUGACGAGUUCAAAUCUGAUUUGGAAUUGAUUAAAGGUUCCUCUUCAAUCGUCAAAACUUAUGCUGUAUCAGAUUGCAACACUUUACAAAACUUGGGUCCAGCAGCUGAAGCCGAAGGUUUCCAAAUCAUGUUGGGUAUUUGGCCAACUGAUGACUCUCAUUUUGAAGCUGAAAAACAAGCCUUGCAGCAAUACUUGACCCAAAUCUCAUCAUCAACAAUUAAAAUUUUCCUUGUUGGUUCAGAAGCUCUUUAUAGACAAGACUUGACUGCUGAGCAAUUAUCUGACAAAAUCAAUGAUAUCAAGCAAACCGUCAAGGACAUCAAGGACAAAGAUGGAAACUCCUAUGAAAAUGUUCCAGUUGGAACUGUUGAUUCAUGGAACAUCUUGGUUGAUGGUGGAUCCAAGCAAGCUAUUGAAACUGCUGACGUUGUUUACGCCAAUGCCUUCUCAUACUGGCAAGGACAAACCAACCAAAAUGCCUCAUACUCCUUCUUUGAUGACAUUAUGCAAGCAUUGCAAACCAUCCAAACUGUUAAAGGAUCCACCGAUAUUGAAUUCUGGGUUGGUGAAACUGGUUGGCCAACUGAUGGAUCAAACUAUGAAAGCUCUGAUCCAGGUGUUGACAAUGCUAAAAACUAUUGGCAACAAGCUAUUUGUGCCAUGAGAGGUUGGGGUGUUAAUGUUGCUGUGUUUGAAGCUAUUGAUGAAGCAUGGAAGCCUGACACCUCCGGUAUUUCUGACGUUGAAAAACACUGGGGUGUUUGGGAUUCCAACAACAAAUUGAAAUACAGCAUUGACUGUCAAUUUGAUUAA